AUGCAGCGAAUGUCUUUGGAGCACGAGAGAAAUAUCGAAGCGAGCUUUGGCCGUGAGCAGGCCCUUCAAAGCGAGUGCAAGGCAGCUUCGGCUCUCCUGGGGAAGAUGCAAGCACGGCAAGCAGAAUUUUCUCAUGCCAACCAUCAGGAGUCCGAAGCAUUGAAAGCCCAGUUAGUUUCUCUAAGUGGGGAUUUGGCAAAGCAGCUGGAGCUUGUAGAUGCUAAGGUGGAGGAAGCGGGCACCCUGAAAAAGAAGUUUGAAGCAUCUCAGCUUGAGCUCGAAAGGUUUUCUACCGAGUACUGCAUCUUGCAGGAUGUCCUUCUUCAAGACUGUGGCGAGGACUUGCCGGUAGUUGAGAAUGAUUCCGAACAACGAGAGUUCAGUGCCUUUCAGUACCUCAAGAAGCUGCUGGACAUCGCAAAACGCAAAAGAGAAGCCCUGGAGAACCAGCUUGCUAAAAAAGAGGAGCAGUUCAAUCAACUUCAGCAAAAUUAUCAGUACUUAAAGGACCGGUACCAGUGGCCGUUACAAGAUCUCGGGGCAUCUUUCCGGAGCAUCAUCGGGGCAUUUGUCCGGAGCAUCAUCAAGCACACCAACCAGUCGUCAGAAGCUGCAGUGUCUCUUGAAGCAAGUCACCUGGAAGACUUGAACUGUCGGCUGGCAGUGCUUCGGGAACUGGUCACAUCCUUGACAGUUAGGAACGAGCUCCUCGCUCAAGAAAGCGGAAGCUCCUUUACCGAGAAGGCAGAGACAGAGUGCGAGAGCUUAGACGAAAAAGUCAGCAGCCUCCUAAAACGCAACGGAAAGCUAGAAAGCGAAGCCGACAUUUUGUGGUCAGAACUUUUCUGCCUGGAGGAGCAAGCUGAGAUGCUCGUCAGCUACAACAAACAUUUUCAACAGCUAGCUGAGAACUUAAAACAGGCACGACAUUGCCUCGAGGAGGAGUUGAAGACUCAGCGCGAGCAGCACGUCAAGGCCACCAAGGAGAUGGAGAACGAGCACUGCACUGCGCUGGACGAAGCGGCCAAGUGUGAGGCAGCACUAUCAGCGCUGAAGACAGACCACUCCCAGCUGUUGGACAAGUAUAACCACAUUGUAUACAGACACAGGAACCUGCAGGAAGAGUUUCACGCGGCAGCCCAAGAGAAACGCAGUUUGGAAGACAGGUGUGCUCAGCUCACAGAAGAGUGGGCAACAGCCAGACGAGCUCUCGCAGUCUUCGAAGAGCAGCAGGGCGCAGUGGGACAAAAGACCAUGCAGGAGCUGCAAGAGCUGUGGCAAGCAAACCAGCAGUUGCAAGAGCACUUUCGCCUCCUCAAGGAUAUGCAUCUCAAGGCUGAAGAACGGUUGGUGCAGGCGCCAAACCAAAAAGUGGAGGCCUCGAUGGAACAUGUCACCGAGGGCACUGGGGGUACAGCGAGAACUUUGGAGGCACCAGCAAGCCGAGUCGAGAUUGAGGAACUCUCCCGGCAGUACGAGUCCCUUCUGAAACAGUCUCGUGCCUAG
Messenger RNA from Ixodes scapularis (black-legged tick), 1506 nucleotides. RefSeq names its product myosin-7-like. The transcript is spliced from 2 exons. The coding region runs from base 1 to 1506 and encodes 501 amino acids. The record is from RefSeq and is a predicted model, not a curated record. Lineage: Eukaryota; Metazoa; Arthropoda; Arachnida; Ixodida; Ixodidae.